AUGGGCGAUGCAUUCUGUUGGUUACUACGCGCGUUGUGGUCAACAAGCAAAGUUUUCAUCAAGGUUGUGUGUGUGGUGCUGAAGGUGGUACGCGAUUUGUUUGUAUGGAACUGGAUUGGAGUGGAAAUCUCCAAGUAUUGCAAGACCCAUCGUAAGUUUUUAUGCCAACUUUGAAUUUUUUUUUAGCUUUAGCUCUGUACGAUUUUUUAACUUACGUUUGGUCAUUUUUAGCUGAAGUCUUAAUUGAUCCAAAGAUCUUGCUUCGGAUGUUGUUCGAAUAUUGUAAGUUAACGUUACUUUUUGGUGCUGUAAAUUAUUACAUUCAUUUUCUCUCUAAGUUGUGUUAUGUUUAGGCUGGGAUGAAUUCAAAGACCUCUUUGGUAUUAGCAUCGUUCACAUUGUGGGCACAGAACCAAGAACCGAGUGGAUAUGGACAUCAGUUUUUGAUAACGUCGCCAAAUACAACCAGUUCGUCGCUUCUCUGGGUCCUCCGAGAACUAUGUGUUUUAACGGAACGGCAAUCAAAGUGUAUCCCGGAGAGCUAGGUAUGCUCCUGAUGGGCAUUCGAAUGUCGGAACGUAAGAAUUCUGACGUUCUUUGGAAUUGUCCAUAUGAGCUCAAUGUAGCGUACGGUGGUAAACUCCACAAUUUUAUAAUUUUUAUGAUUUUUCUUAUAUAUGUCAUUUUUGUACGUAAUUUUUAUAUAUUUUCCUAAUAUAUGUAUUUUUUUAUAUAAUUUAUUAUGUAAAUUAAUAAACCUUUAUUAUGUUACAUAGUUUGAACUAUAACAAGUUCUAGAAAAGUAAUAUCAUUAGUUUCUGUUGAAUGUGAAAGGAGUAGUUAUACUUAUUUAAAACCUAAUAUCAUGCUUGUAAAAUAAAGUAUCAUUUUAGUUCUAAAUAAAGCUACAACGUCCUACUUGCAGUACCAUUUCUUUAUUAUUAUGCCACUAUUGAGGCGCUAAGAUACCGCUUUAGUACUAUUCCUACCUUAGAAUUCUUAUGAAAGUACCACGUAUACUACUUUGUGACGUUUUAGUACCAUUGUACAAACAAUUUUGCUUCAUUGUACUAUUUGUUUAACACGGGGUUGGGUAGGGUAGGGUGGAAGAUUGAAUAUUGUAAUUAUUUUUAAUUUUGCGAUCCGGAAUUGUCGCAAAUCCGCAUUCCGGAAUUGUCACUCCUUCAAUAAUUGAAAAAGAAUUAUCUAAAGCCCAUAAAUGAUGACUUCUAGAACUUACCAUUGCCGGCAUCUAACUUAAAAUUUCAAAAACAUUUAAAAAUGUCUAAAAACACAUAAAAUCAACAAUAAUUGAUAAAACAAAAGCUUUUUAACAGUAAAAACGACACUUUAUUUAAUCUUUUAAUUAGUUUUUAUAAAUCUUAACCUAACUUUUUCAAUUUCAGGUAGCUAAAAUCAGGGAGACUUUGGAAUUAGAACCUUCAUUCUACGUCAAAUUAUUGAAUGAUACCGAGGCAACACCUUCUAUUGAUUGUAACAUUUGA
Molecule: messenger RNA, 1505 nt
Organism: Bursaphelenchus okinawaensis
Lineage: Eukaryota; Metazoa; Nematoda; Chromadorea; Rhabditida; Aphelenchoididae
Source: the annotation of a GenBank genome assembly